Serpula lacrymans var. lacrymans S7.9 is the source of this 1635-nucleotide messenger RNA. RefSeq lists its product as uncharacterized. The coding region runs from base 27 to 1379 and encodes 450 amino acids. The transcript is spliced from 9 exons. Lineage: Eukaryota; Fungi; Basidiomycota; Agaricomycetes; Boletales; Serpulaceae. Gene Ontology annotation, molecular function: protein binding. The record is from RefSeq and is a predicted model, not a curated record.
CCAACUUGCAUCCAGUGUGUUGAGCCAUGUCGCGAUUUAACAUUGGUCUUGGAGUGUUACCGAUCCCAGCAGAGGUCACAGAACAUACCCUCACCCAUUGCCAUCCUCGCGAUGUAGCAUCUUUCUCCCAGACCUGUCGUAGAGCGCGCUCCCUUGUUUACAGCAGUCCAGAUCAGUACUUGUGGCGCCAGCUUUUCUUAUCGCUUCCCUUCGAUGACCCUCGUACGUCUUUACGGAAUGAUUCUGAUUCUGAUCCUGGACAGCCAUAUAACUGGAAGAUGGAGCUCCAAACCAGAAUACAAGCGGAGCUUACCGCCCUUGGUUCAAACUCGUCUCCUGAAGAGCUAAGGUCGGCGCUCGACACUUUCGUUUCUGUGGUUCGCAGCGCUUCACCCGUCACGCAAGGCAAUGAGCGAGUUCCAUCGCAGAGCUUGCUAUGGGUCGUUCGCGUCCUCCAGGAAUCCAACCUGCUCUCCCGAGCGCCUUCAUUCACCCAACGCCAAAGCCCUUAUCAGCCUCUUCACCGUCUCCGAUCUUAUCUGGCACUCACUCUUGAUGACAAUGACGACGAAGAAUCUGUUUCGCGCCUCAAGAAACUACGCACCCGGAGCAGGUGUACUGUUUACGAUCUCCGUAAUUACGGCCCAGAUAACAGCUGGGGUCCUCUGACGAGCACUGGAGAGGUCAGCUGGGUCCAUGCAGAGGCCAUCAUCAACGUCGUGUUGAUGAAUUUAUCCGAGUACAAUCAUCACUGGGUGGAUACAAGGCCCCCCUGUGGUUUGGAAGCUACACGAGCCUAUUCGGCACCAGGAGCAACUUCUCGCUCCCCGAGUGAUUGGGCUGGCGUCGAAGGAACUUGGAGAAGAUUUGUAUGUUUCAUGGAUUAUCGUGAUCUAUUCGCAUUUAACUUCUCCAGCAGAGCAAAUGGCCACCAGACUACGUUCUUUGACGAUACAAACUUCCAGGAAGCCAUUCGUCUCAUAGAAUUAACACUGCAACUCAUUCCCUCUGAUGAAGUUCCCAAGUACUUCACUUUGGAACCGCUACCAGACUGCCCAAAUCCUAAUUACCCAACUCUGUAUUUUACGGGUACAUCAUGGGGAGUACAUGGUAACGAAGCAACCGUUAUAGGUUCAGUCAGCAUGGGCCUUGACGACGUUGUUCGAUGGAGAUUUACCCGAAAGGCAUCCAUACACGAGGCGCAUAUGCAGUGGAGUUCGGAAGGCGUGCAAAUCGGUAGUGUGGCGAGCGCAGCCGGCGUCGUCGGGACGUGGACAGGUGCACAUCAUGAGCAUGGAGAUCCAGUUGGUCCUUUCUGGCUGUGGCGUGUCCAGGAUGAUCACCCAAGUUACUUGAGGGCAAUCCAACUCGACUUAUAGUAAAGACAGUGGUAAUUACCUGUCUGUGCCGCCUCACCACCUUUCUUUCAACGGUAGGAUUUUAUGAAGAAUCAAUGUAAAAAAUGCAGUGUGAUAUGGAAGUGCAGUCGUGAUAUUGGAACAAUUGUAUUGUACGAUUUCUUGCUUCAAAUUCUAAGGCCGUUUAUUACUUUCAAUCUUCAUUUUGCUGGGAUGGACUUUUAGUGACAGUGUAACAACAUAUUGUGCAAUUCCUAUGAGCUGCCCUGCGCUCACA